Girardinichthys multiradiatus is the source of this 2632-nucleotide messenger RNA. RefSeq names its product protocadherin beta-15-like. The record is from RefSeq and is a predicted model, not a curated record. Gene Ontology annotation, cellular component: plasma membrane. NCBI's taxonomy places the organism in Eukaryota, Metazoa, Chordata, Actinopteri, Cyprinodontiformes, Goodeidae. The transcript has a single exon. Gene Ontology annotation, biological process: homophilic cell-cell adhesion. Gene Ontology annotation, molecular function: calcium ion binding. Bases 152 to 2617 code for a protein of 821 amino acids.
CCUCGCCGGAGCCCACCCUUGGAUUGGUUUUGCUCGCAGUUUUCUACAUUAAACUAAUUCAAACAAACAAUUGAUAAUAUCUGCACGGCGGCUGUUUUGGACACGCUCACAUUCCGGAGGUUUUAGACAUUAUUUUCCAAAUUGCUUCAGAAUGGCAGACAAUAGAUCCUCAUCAAGUGGCCUGCUUUUCAGCGUUGUGCUUUUUCUUCGCCUUUUUCAUGACGCUAAUGGAGAUGUGAGCUAUUCCAUAAGUGAGGAAAUGAAAGCGGGAUCUGUUAUUGGAAAUAUAGCCAAAGACCUCGGACUCAAUGUUGGGAAAUUGUCUACUCGAAAGGCCCGGAUUGACAGUGAGCUGAACCGCAAGCGGUACUGUGACAUUAAGCUGAACACAGGAGAUUUGAUUAUUGCGGAAAGAAUUGAUAGGGAAGCUCUUUGCGGUGAAAAAGCGUCAUGUAUCCUUAAAUCUGAGCUGAUUUUGGAGGCUCCAUUAGAGUCGCACCGCAUCAUAUUGCAAAUACAAGAUAUUAACGAUAACUCACCAAUUUUUACAAAAGAUAAAAUCAGAAUAGAAAUCAAUGAGUUGGCCGUAAAAGGAUCUCGAUUCCGUGUUUUGGAGGCGCAUGAUUUAGAUAUCGGACAAAACGCUGUUCAGAGCUACGAGUUGCAGGCCAACAGUUAUUUAGAGCUUAAAACUCAAUCCAAAUUAGAUGGGGAUAAAUUGGCAGAGUUGGUGUUGGUAAAAGAAUUAGACCGCGAAGAACAGCGAGAACUGAAAUUAAUGCUCACUGCAUUAGAUGGAGGCAGUCCAAAAAGGACUGGAACUGCAACUGUGCAUGUGAUUGUCUUAGAUGCAAAUGACAACCCACCAGUUUUUAAUCAGGUCGUGUAUAAAGCUGUCCUUCCUGAAAACGCUACUCCAAAUACAGUGGUGGUAAAAGUAGCAGCAACGGAUACAGAUGAGGGUCUAAAUGGAGAAGUGAUAUAUGAAAUAAGUCGAAUUUCAGAAACUGGUAAAAGAGCAUUUUCGCUAAAUCAAACAUCAGGCGAAAUACACGUUAUAGGGUCUCUUGAUUUUGAGGAAGAGUCCGUGUACGAAUUGCGUAUAGAUGCUAAAGAUAGAUACGGUCUGAGCUCAGACGCUAAAGUGAUCAUUGAACUGUCUGAUGUCAAUGACAACCCUCCUGAAAUUAGUUUAAAAUCUUUCGUUAACCCUAUAGCCGAGAACGUGUCACCUGGUACAGAGGUGGGCAUCAUUAACGUGCAGGACAGAGAUUCUGAGAAAAAUGGACAGGUCCGCUGCUCCAUCCAGCAAAACGUCCCUUUUAAGUUGCUUCCUUCUAUUAAAAACUAUUAUUCUCUGGUGACCACAGGACAGCUGGACCGUGAACUAGUGUCUGAUUACAACAUUACAAUCACUGCCACUGAUGAGGGCUCUCCACCUCUGUCCUCCUCUAAAACUGUUCAGUUAUCUGUAGCUGACAUCAACGACAACCCACCUGUGUUUGAGGAACAGUCCUACAGCGCAUAUGUGAGUGAAAAUAACAAACCUGGCUCCACUUUAUGCUCCGUUACUGCUAGAGACCCCGACUGGAGACAAAACGGUACAGUGAUCUAUUCUCUGUUACCUGGUGAGGUGAACGGUGCCUCGGUGUCCUCCUAUCUAUCUGUUAACGGAGACACGGGGGUGAUCCACGCUGUGAGGUCGUUUGAUUAUGAACAGUUCAGGAGUUUUAAGGUCCAUAUGAUGGCCAGAGACAACGGUUCUCCUCCACUCAGCAGCAACGUGACCGUCAGUGUGUUCAUAUCGGAUGUGAAUGACAACUCUCCUCAGAUACUGUACCCCGCCCCGGAGGGCAGCUCCUUCAUGACCGAGCUGGUCCCCAAAGCUGCACAUGGAGGGUCUCUGGUGUCCAAAGUGAUAGCGGUGGACGCAGACUCUGGACAGAACGCCUGGCUGUCCUAUCAGAUAGUCAAAGCUACAGAUCCUGGACUUUUCAGUAUCGAUCUCCACAGUGGAGAGAUCAGGACACAGCGGGACAUUUCAGAAUCUGACAGCAUGAAACAGAACCUGAUUGUUGCAGUGAAAGAUAACGGACAGCCCUCUCUGUCGGCCACCUGUGCCAUGUAUUUACUUAUUUCUGAUAACUUGGCUGAGGUGCCAGAACUGAAAGACAUUUCUUAUGAUGAGAAGAACUCCAAACUGACCUCUUAUCUGAUCAUUGCUCUGGUUUCUGUGUCCACCUUCUUCCUGACGUUCAUCAUCAUCAUCCUGGGUGUGAGGUUCUGUCGCAGGAGAAAGCCCAGACUGUUGUUUGAUGGAGCAGUAGCCAUCCCCGGAGCUUAUCUCCCUCCUAAUUACGCAGAUGUUGACGGAACAGGAACUUUACGCAGCACUUACAAUUAUGACGCCUACCUGACAACAGGAUCUAGAACCAGUGACUUUAAGUUUGUGUCAUCCUACAAUGACAACACACUGCCUGCUGACCAGACUCUGAAGAAAAGUCCGACAGAGUUCGCUGAGAUAUUUUGCCGGCCAGACGAGUCUCCAGAGGUAGGCAAAACAAUAUUAUGCAUCAUAUUUUUUUCAUAUAUGUGUCUUAAAUUGUUGCGCUGUUAAAGCAGAUUAAUAGGG